This is a messenger RNA of Meloidogyne enterolobii, 885 nucleotides long. The record is from the annotation of a GenBank genome assembly. NCBI's taxonomy places the organism in Eukaryota, Metazoa, Nematoda, Chromadorea, Rhabditida, Meloidogynidae.
AUGCCCUCCCCAUUACUAAACAUUUUAAUCUUUCUAAAUUUAUUAUUUCUUCCACAUUAUUUUGCACAAUUUAGCUCUUCAUUUCGUGAAUUUCUAAAAGUUUAUGGUGGUAACGAUCUUGAGAAGCUACUUACAAGAGAGGAUCUUGGAGUAAAAGGAAGUUAUGGAGGAGGAAAUCAUAAGGCUGGAGAGAAAACUAAAAGACGACCAGUAAUUUUUGUACACGGUAUGGCAGAAAGUGCAGGCUCAACAAAAACGUUUGAAAAAUUUUUCAAGGAUAAUGGUUAUGACAGUGCAGAGACGUUUGCUACUACAUAUGGGGAUGCAGGAAAAACUAAUCUUAUUUUUGUUGAGAUUGAAUGUGAAUUUGUUAAAAUGAUUCGUCAUAUGAUUUUAACUGUAUCUAAUUAUACUUCUAAUAAGGUUAAUAUUGAUGGAUUCUCUUUGGGAGUUGUUAUUUCAAGAAAAGCAAUAUUGGGAGGAAAAUGUGUUGAUACAGGCGAAGAUCUUGGCCCACCAGUAACUCAUUUAGUACACACAUUUGUUGGAGUUGCAGGACCGAAUUGGGGAUCAUUUCUGUGCAUUUUACCCAUCGGAGCCUGUAAUUUAUUGAAUGGAAUUAAUUGCUCGUCGACAUUCUUGAAGGACAUUAAUUCAAAAAAAAGAUAUAAGGGAAGCUUUAUCUUUACAAUAUUUUCAACUGGCGAUGAUAUUGUUGGGUAUGAAGUUUGUGGAAAAGUAUCAAGUAGUAUUGAAGGUGCAGAUGAUAAUUUUGAGUUUCAAAAUAUGACUCAUUCUGAAGUAAUUUUAAAUACGAUUAAAUUGCAAUAUGACCUGAUAACCUUUCAAAAAGCUGAUGAUGAUGACCUUUCAUGGGUGGAAUAA